AUGACAGAAUCAGAUCAAAUAUUAGAUCAAUCAUUAAUUAAAGAUUUAUCUAAUCAUAUAUAUGAGAAGAGAAAAGCUACUGCUUUUCAAAUUGAAUCAUUAACCAAAUCAGCAUUAUCUAAAAAUGAUUCUCAAAAAAUCUAUAAAAUCAUUAAAGAAUUAACUGAAUUAACAUUAUCAAGUUCAAAUUCAUCAAAAAUGGGUGCUAUAACUGCAUUGGGUAGUGUUUCAGUUGCUCUUGGAUCAUUUGCAAUAGCAUACUUUUUAAAAGAUAUUAUAAAACCAAUAUUUGCUACUUUUAAAGAUACUGAUGCUAGAGUUCGAUAUUAUUCUUGUGAAUCAUUAUAUAAUGUUGCAAAAAUUGCCCGUGGUGAAAUUUUAUUAUAUUUUAAUGAAACAUUUGAUAUUUUAUGUAUAUUGGUUAGUGAUUCAGAAUCAAGUGUUAAAAAUGCUGCUGAUAUUUUAGAUAGAUUAAUUAAAGAUAUUGUAAGUGCAAAGGCAACGAAUUAUGUUUCAAUUUUACAUCAACAAGGUGAAGAUAAUGGGGUGAUUAGUAAUUUAAUAGAUGCAAAUGGUAACAGUAUACAGAUAAAUCAACUGCAAGAUCCAUCAAAAGCAUUUUCAUUACCUAAAUUUAUACCUACAUUAUUGGAAAGAAUGUAUACUAUAGAUCCAUUUACAAAGAAAUUUUUAUUAAGUUGGUUGGAAUUAUUUGAUGAUAUACCAUCAUUGGAGCUAAUUUCAUUUUUGCCUAAUUUCCUAGAUCCAUUGAUCAAAUUUUUAUUUAAUGAUUCAUCCAAUGAUAUAAGAUUGGAGACGGAAAACUUAUUAAAUAUAUUUUUAAAAGAGAUUAAACAGAUAACAAACAUAAAAAUUGAGUUAAGAAGAAAGAGAAGAAAAGGGGAAGAAGUUAACGAUGAUCAGUCUAUAAAAUCAGAUGAUACUACAGUAUUUACAAAAAAAGAUGAGUCUAAUGAAGUUGUUUUCGGUCAAGAGAUAUUUAUAGAUCACCCUAAAAUAAUCAAUAUACUAUUACAAUUCCUUCGAGAUCAAGAAAUUGAAUAUGAUUCUGAAAUAUAUCAUCAAGUUCAAGCUAUAAGUUUGAAAUGGUUAAAAGAAAUACUUGAAAUUUCACCAACUGGUAUCCUUAAACAAUUUAAUGAAUGUGUUGCAAUUAUUUUGAAAAAUGUAUCAAAGCUAAACAAUGAAGGUAACCAUAUUGAAUUGAGAGAUAACUUCCUCCAAUUUAAUUUACAAUUACAAAAAUUUUUAUAUAAAUUUGAUGAUGGAAAUAAUGUUGAAUUUAAUGAAUUAUAUGGAUUAUCGAAAGAUAUAGGUGAUGAAUUUAAUGAUGUACAAUUACCAUUAACCUUACAAUCUAUAAUUAAAGAAUAUUUAAAUCAUCAAACAAAUGAAUUAUCUAGAAUAACAAGUUUAGAAUGGUUAAUAUUCAUAUAUUCCAGAUCACCACAACAAUUUUUGAAAUUCUUUCAAGAACAAAACGAAAAAUCAAGGUUUCAAAUUAUUGAUUUAUUAAAAUAUGAUACUUCAAAUGAUGUGAUAUUAAAAGUUUUACAAUUAUUAAGUAUAAUUUCAGAAUCAAAUAAAGAAUUCUUUAAAAAUUUUAUAAUCAAUUUGAUUAAAUUGUUUGAGAUUGAGGGUCAAGAGAAAUCAUUAAAAGUUGAAUUCAUCAUUAGGAAGCUUUGUGUUACAUUAAAUUCAGAAAUUAUAUUUACUACAUUUUCAGAUGUGUUGAUGAAUGCUAAUGAUUUAGAUUUUGAAUUCAAAAAUAAUAUGAUAACGGUGUUAAAUAAUAUAUUAAUGACAACAACUGAAUUAUCACCAUUCAGAAAAAAGUUAAAAAGUAUAGACAUUGAAUCAAAUGAGGCAGAUUUUGAAUUGGUAUUAAAUUUAUUCAAUAGUUGGUGCUACAACAUAGUGUCCCUAAUUUCACUUAGCCUUUUUACUGGCUUAUAUAAAUUAAGUUAUUUGAUAAUUGUAAAUUUACAAGAUUUGGAAUUGAAUUCAGAUAUAUUGAUACAAUUAGAUGUAUUGAUUCAAUUGAUAGAAAGUUCUUUAUUCCUAAAACUAAGAUUGAGGAUAUUGGAACCAAAACAAAAUCCAUUUUUAAUCAAAUCUUUAUAUGGAUUAUUAAUGAUAUUACCUCAAUCAAGUACUUUUAUGUCACUAAAAAAUAGAUUGAAUCUGAUAAAUUAUAAUUUUGAUAAUGUUGAUGAAAAUAUAAAUAAAAAAACAGAUAAAGAAACUAAAUUAUUGAAUAUCUUUAAAGAUGCAUUAGAUAAAUAUAAUUAG
Molecule: messenger RNA, 2313 nt
Organism: Insectozyma verbasci
Lineage: Eukaryota; Fungi; Ascomycota; Pichiomycetes; Serinales; Debaryomycetaceae
Source: the annotation of a GenBank genome assembly